AUGGAUAUAAAUGAGAUAAUUGGAGAGACAGCAAGGUCAGUGAAAUUGCCAACAAAGAGUGCAAUUUAUGUGUGGGGAUAUAAUCAAAGUGGGCAAACAGGGAGGAAAGGCGAAGAGGGUCAAUUGAGAAUUCCGAAACGGCUUCCUCCUGAGCUUUUUGGGUGCCCUGCUGGUGCUAAUGCUAGGUGGUUAGAUAUAGCUUGUGGCCGUGAGCAUACUGCUGCUGUGGCUUCUGAUGGAUCACUUUUCACAUGGGGUGCUAACGAAUUCGGUCAAUUGGGAGAUGGCACUGAGGAGGGCAGGAAUUACCCAAAGAAAGUGAAGCAAUUGGAGACUGAGUUUGUGAAAUCUGUAUCCUGUGGAGCACAUUGUACUGCUGCUGUUGCAGAGCCUCGUAAAAAUGAUGGAGCCAUCUCAAGCAGACUCUGGGUUUGGGGACAAAAUCAGGGAUCAAAUUAUCCACGUUUAUUCUGGGGAGCCUUUUCACCAAACACGAGUAUCCGCCAGGUGUCCUGUGGUGCAGUUCAUGUGGUGGCUUUGUCAGAGGAUGGCCUACUACAAGCUUGGGGCUACAAUGAAUGUGGUCAACUUGGCAGAGGUUUCACAUGUGAAGGACUGCAGGGGGCUCGUGUAAUAAAUGCUUAUGCGAAGUUUCUUGAUGAAGCCCCUGAGCUCGUGAAGAUUACCCAAGUGUCAUGCGGGGAGUACCACACAGCUGCAAUAUCUGAAAAAGGCGAGGUCUAUACUUGGGGGCUAGGAAACAUGGGCCAACUGGGGCAUACUUCUCUUCAGUCUGGGGAUAAAGAGUUACUGCCAAGGCGAGUGGUCGCCCUUGAUGGAAUCUUCACCAAGGAUGUUGCAUGUGGAGGAGUACACACUUGUGCAGUGACUCAGAAGGGAGCACUUUAUGCUUGGGGCGGCGGUCGAGCUGGGCAAUUGGGCCUUGGCCCUCAAACUGGAUCUUUUUCAUUCAUUCCAAGUGAUUCUGAAUCCUUUCUGCGAAACAUCCCUGUUUUGGUUGUCCCGACUGAUGUGCAACUUGUUGCUUGUGGACAUUCUCACACACUUGUUUCUAUGAAGGAUGGAAGAAUUCAUGGAUGGGGUUACAACAGUUAUGGUCAGGCAGCGAAUGAGAAAUCUACUUAUGCUUGGUAUCCAUCACCAGUUGACUGGUGUGUAGGGGAACUGCGAAAACUAGCAGCUGGUGGUGGCCAUUCGGCAGUGUUGACUGAUGCUUGUUCCUUGAAAGAGUUGUGUGAGUUUAGACUUGCAGAGAAUGUCACUUUAUCAAAUGCUUCUGAGAUUGAGGAUGUUGCGUCCAGAACAGGAGCAGAUGCUUUAGCACGCCUCUGUGGAAGAUUGAGGGAGCUUUUGCCUGGUGGUGAUUUAGAUUAUGAAGAUAUCAGCAACAGGAAGGACUGA
Molecule: messenger RNA, 1422 nt
Organism: Dovyalis caffra
Lineage: Eukaryota; Viridiplantae; Streptophyta; Magnoliopsida; Malpighiales; Salicaceae
Source: the annotation of a GenBank genome assembly